AAUUUUCAAUCGGAAUAAACCAAGCACUACACCCGUCAGCGUAAACGUCAUGAGAUUUUUCUAUUUAUUUAUUUUUCGUUAUAAUUUUGAAUUUCUACGAAUAUGUCGGAGAACAUUUGCCUAAGAACAUCAUUUUUGGUACUAAUGACCUCAUUUAUAAUUUAUUGGUGUGUUGCAACGCACCUGCAAUUCACCUACCGAAGCGAUAAUCUCAAUCUUCGAAUGGAAGCACUGACACAUGAGCUACAGUUUCUGUCCAAAAAUUAUGCCACUUUCCUGAAAGAAUAUUUCCAAUCGCAACAAACGCAAAAGGACCUCGAAAAGCCAAUUGAAAAUGUAAUUGGUAAGGUGUUCGAUAACGUUCGAACCGAUAUUGCUACUGCCAAAGACAUGCUAUCAGCACUUCAGUCGAGUAUAUCAAGAACUCCGCCUGUAACAGAACGAUACGAUUUUGCGUUAGAAUCAUCGGGCAGCGAAAUAGCGUCCAUUGGCCAAACCGAUUUAGUAUCGUACUCGUUCAGUUACUUGUUCUUCGGUCCAUUUCAAAUAAAAAAUGCUCCGAGACUAGCUAUCAAUCCGCUGCUGAAUCCCGGCGAAUGUUUCGCUUUCAAAGGUAGCACGGGUGAAGUUACAAUUAAGUUACGUGAUUGGCUGUUUGUAGAUUCGGUUGGUGUGGAUCAUAUAACCGACGAUAUGUCCGCAUCCGGAACAAUUCAAUCUGCUCCGAAAGAGUUCUCCGUCUAUGGCUUGAAAAGUCUAUCCGAUCCUAAGCCAUUCAAAUUCGGAACGUUCGUGUAUGACAUCGAAAAGAGAAUUCCGGCUCAAUUUUUCGUCGUCGAACGUCAGUCCACGGAAAGCGUUCUCUACGUAUCGUUUCGAUUUCAUUCGAAUCAUGGAGAUGGAAAAUUUACUUGUGUUUAUCGGACCAGAGUGUUUGGUGUGUUGGACGAAAGUCGAUCGGAAAUACGAUUCUAUUGACGGAAGAGGCGUUUCGUCCGUUAUCAGAUUAUUAGACUGUUCGGUACAGAGUGGACGAAUGCAUCAAC
Bradysia coprophila is the source of this 1046-nucleotide messenger RNA. It is a transcript of the gene spag4, whose product is annotated as sperm-associated antigen 4. The record is from RefSeq and is a predicted model, not a curated record. Gene Ontology annotation, cellular component: nuclear envelope; meiotic nuclear membrane microtubule tethering complex. Gene Ontology annotation, molecular function: protein-membrane adaptor activity. Lineage: Eukaryota; Metazoa; Arthropoda; Insecta; Diptera; Sciaridae.